CUGAAAACGGGCGGGAGAAACGUACCGCUGAUGAAACCAGGAGCAAGUUGACAGAGACUCGUGUUUCUCGCUGAAGGUUUGAAGGUGUGAGGAUAGACCUGCAUUCAGUAGUUUAGUGCUGAAUAUUAACGCAGUAUGUUGCGGUCUGCGCUGUGUCGGGCCGGAAGUGGGCUUCUGAAGCACACAUGCCGGAGCGUCCCAGGCUUUUGGGGGACUCAAGCUCAGCAGAGAUGGGCGUCCAGCCUUCCCAUGAACACGGUGAUUCUGUUUGUGCCGCAGCAGGAAGCGUGGGUGGUGGAGAGGAUGGGCCGCUUUCACCGGAUCCUCGAGCCUGGGCUGAAUGUACUAAUCCCGAUCCUGGACAGAAUCCGCUACGUGCAGAGCCUUAAAGAGAUUGUGAUCGAUGUGCCAGAGCAGUCUGCUGUAAGUCUUGACAACGUGACGCUACAGAUCGACGGCGUUCUGUACCUGAGGAUACUCGACCCCUUUAAGGCGAGUUAUGGAGUGGAGGACCCUGAGUAUGCAGUGACUCAGCUGGCACAGACCACCAUGAGAUCGGAGUUAGGAAAACUCACUCUGGAUAAAGUGUUCAGGGAGAGAGAGUCUCUGAACUCGAACAUCGUGCAUUCCAUCAACCAGGCGUCUGACGAUUGGGGGAUUCGCUGCCUGCGCUACGAGAUCAAGGACAUUCACGUCCCACCACGCGUCAAAGAGUCCAUGCAGAUGCAGGUGGAGGCGGAGCGGAAGAAGAGAGCGACAGUUCUGGAAUCGGAGGGGACGAGGGAGGCGGCGAUCAACGUGGCCGAAGGACGCAAACGAGCGCAGAUUCUGGCUUCGGAGGGACAGAAAGCGGAGCAGAUCAACAAAGCUGCAGGAGAGGCGAAUGCUUUGUUGGCUAAAGCCGAGGCAAAAUCACAGGCCAUUAGGCUGCUCUCUGAUGCGCUGACUCGACAGAAUGGAAACGCAGCAGCGUCCCUCAGCGUGGCCGAGCAGUACGUCUCUGCUUUCUCCAACCUGGCCAAAGAGUCGAACACCGUCAUCCUGCCGUCCAACACCGGAGAUGUCUCCAGCAUGGUCACACAGGCCAUGGCUAUUUACAGGACUUUAGCCAAGACACAAAGCUCCGGCGACUUGGUGGAGGUGAAUCCCGAACCCGCAGACGACGAGGUCGAGGUUAAAGCAGUGCCUGAAGACACGACACCUGAGUCCACAUCGGCUCAAUAAGAUAAACACGCAGGAAGUUCUAAUGCGUUCUGGUUCUUCUUUCUCUUCUCAUUUUUGUACAUUAUGUUGGAAGAUCAAUAUUUCAAAAAUAAAAAAAUGAUAAUCUGCUGUUGUGUUAAACUCAAACGUGCGUAUUUAAUAAAAUUCAUUUUGUGA
Molecule: messenger RNA, 1380 nt
Organism: Neoarius graeffei (lesser salmon catfish)
Lineage: Eukaryota; Metazoa; Chordata; Actinopteri; Siluriformes; Ariidae
Gene: stoml2
Product: stomatin (EPB72)-like 2
Exons: 10
Coding region: 136-1224 (362 amino acids)
Cellular component (GO): membrane
Source: RefSeq, a predicted model, not a curated record